Eutrema salsugineum is the source of this 2011-nucleotide messenger RNA. RefSeq names its product pentatricopeptide repeat-containing protein At4g32450, mitochondrial. The transcript is spliced from 2 exons. NCBI's taxonomy places the organism in Eukaryota, Viridiplantae, Streptophyta, Magnoliopsida, Brassicales, Brassicaceae. The record is from RefSeq and is a predicted model, not a curated record. Gene Ontology annotation, biological process: RNA modification. Bases 121 to 1830 code for a protein of 569 amino acids. Gene Ontology annotation, molecular function: zinc ion binding; protein binding; RNA binding.
CCUUGGCCAUCUGAAUGGUGCAAGAAUCAGAGGCCGACCCAUGCUUUAUUCAUUGUUGAUCUUUUUCUCUGGUGAGCUCGGAGCAGAUUCCAUUUCCGGUAAACCGGUUUUGUCCCGCCAAUGAUAUACACGAAGAGAGCUUCGCUUCUGGGCUCUACCUGUAAGCUACGCUAUUCUUUUUGUGUUUCGUAUGAUUCCCUGAAAUGUAUCGAUCCUGUGUUGAGAAGUCUGAGCACAGCUGCGGAGAGAUUGGGUUUCGUUAACCCUAGUAAUGGAAGUCCGACGGGUACAUCUUCAGAUUACACUGGCUAUACAAAUGGAGAUCAGUGCCUUGGUGGGUUUCAACAGAAUUCAUAUGGGCACAGCAAAAACCCAGAGCAUCGCACUGUUUCUGGGCAGAAGAAUCCGACUGGGUUUUAUAAAAGCUGUUCGAGCGGAUACAAUCAGGAUCAAAGUGGGAAUUGGCAAAGUAGUGGUGAUUCUUCUUCAUAUGGUAAUGGCAAUGGAAUUCCACAGGAGAGCUGGAAUGCACCGAGCCAGAGCUGGGAUUCUCACAAUGGUGGACAUAGCCAGACACGGAAGAGUCCUGAUGAGUUGCAAAUCCAGUCUCAUAACCAGGAAAGUGCACAUUUUCAGCAAGCUAAUACUGGUCAUAGCUCAUUGGACGAAUUGGAUGCGAUUUGCAGACAAGGGAAAGUGAAAACAGCAGUCGAUAUCAUUAAGUCAUGGAGAAGUGAUGGUUAUAUUGUGGAUUUUCCCAGGCUUUUGUGGCUAGCACAGCUAUGUGGGGAUGCACAAGCUUUACAAGAGGCCAAAGUUGUUCACGAGUUUAUUACUACUUCUUCGUUUUCCCUUUUGGAUAUCAGCGCUUACAACUCGAUAAUAGAAAUGUACUCAGGUUGCGAGUCUGUGGAAGAUGCAUUAGCUGUUUUCAACAGUAUGCCUCGGAAAAAUACGGAGACUUGGUGCGCUAUUAUGAGGUGUUUUGCAAAGAAUGGACAAGGAGAAGACGCCAUUGAUAUGUUUUCUCGUUUUAAAGAAGAAGGAAACAGACCCGAUGGCGAAAUAUUCAAAGAGAUCUUCUUUGCGUGUGGUGUUCUUGGUGACAUUGACGAGGGACUAUUGCACUUUGAGUCGAUGAACAAAGACUACGGGAUUAUCCCUUCCAUGGAACAUUACGUGAGCCUCGUUAAAAUGCUUGCGGAACCUGGUUAUUUAGAUGAAGCCUUGGGAUUUGUCGAAUCGAUGGAACCAAAUGUUGAUUUGUGGGAAACGUUGAUGAACCUUUCACGGGUUCACGGGGAUUUAGAGCUCGGUGACCGGUGUCAAGAUAUGGUCGAGCAGCUUGAUGCAAGUAGACUGAAGAAAGAAUCAAAGGCGGGUCUUUUACCGGUUAAAUCAUCAGACAUAGCAAAAGAGAAGUUACAGAAAAUGGCGAGAGGGGGAAAGUCAAGGCUUGGACGUAUGUCGGCUGGAGAUGCAUCUCUUCCAGAGAACAGAGAAUUCUAUAUGGCAUUGAAAGGUUUGAAGGAGCAUAUGGUGGAAAUUGGUUAUGUGCCUGAGUCUAAACUUGCAUUGCACGAUGUGGACCAAGAGAGUAAAGAUGAAAACCUUCUCAACCACAGCGAGAAACUUGCUUGCAUCUCGUCGUUUCUCGAAACUCCUGCUCGUUCUGAUGUACGAGUGCUGAAAAAUUUACGUGUCUGCGUUGAUUGCCAUAACGCAAUGAAGCUGAUGUCGAAGAUAGUUGGGAGAAAGUUGAUUUCUCGAGAUCCAAAGAGAUUUCACCAUAUGAAAGAUGGUGUUUGCUCUUGUGGUGAGUAUUGGUGAUAAUAUUACUACGGUUUUGCUUUCUGCUUUGUCUGGUUUCCACACGGAGAGCCGGAAAAAUGAUUUUAAAACAUGUUUUGGGGUUACCAUUCGAGAACUUUUAAAAUUGUUAACUUUGUUAUACAUUCCGACCAAACAGAGAGGAGAAUAAGAUUAAACAUGUUUGGGCUUAAUGGCUUAC